Molecule: messenger RNA, 3253 nt
Organism: Anguilla rostrata (American eel)
Lineage: Eukaryota; Metazoa; Chordata; Actinopteri; Anguilliformes; Anguillidae
Gene: tmem116
Product: transmembrane protein 116
Exons: 11
Coding region: 884-1855 (323 amino acids)
Biological process (GO): adenylate cyclase-activating G protein-coupled receptor signaling pathway
Cellular component (GO): plasma membrane
Molecular function (GO): G protein-coupled receptor activity
Source: RefSeq, a predicted model, not a curated record
UGGAUAAGCACUCCUGUUAUGUAAUGUUAUAUAAUGUGAAUUAUUUAUAAGUUAUUUUAAAUACAUUGAGCUUCUUUAUCCAGUCAUCCCAGUUUUAGACUGGCUUUAAACGAAUUUUUCUCAUAUAUAUACAUAUAUGCAUUCAGUCAUCCAGCAAAUGGUCUAAUCGAGUCAUCAGCGCGUGCAUUCAAAUGCGAGACAAAGGCUCGCACGGCCAGUGUACGGAGACAUUAGUUUAUAUUUUUAAAAAUAUCGGAUUUUAAUUUUCAUAUUCCUCGAUUUCCACGUUUAUUUUUCCAGCUUUUGGUGAAGCAAUAAAUGCAAGAAUAAAUAAAUGAAUUUAUAAAACUUAACGUAACUAAAAAAAAAGUUUAGAUCUUAGCAUCAUAUAGCGCAUCUUUGGAAUUCGUUGUUUUCCUCCUGGUUUUUAUCGCGUGGCCCGAAGUGCACAACAGUCAUUUUCUGUUUAGUCAGUUGGCCUGUCAAAGACAAACUGUAUAUAUUUAGACAAGCGUAUUUAUUUAGAAUGGAAUACGUUUUCUUCAUAGCUGUAUUUCCUCCUUUACUUUUUUUAAAUUUUUUUAUUUAUUCACCUAUGAUGAAGACACGUGUUCAUAAUCAGUGGCGACGGGAGGGAGGGGCUAGCGGGGUCUUAAGACAAGUUCAGAUCAAUGAUUCGCAACGAGACAGGAUGCAACUUGAUCUGAUCAUUGAUCUGAACUGAUCUUUGGUAGUUAGUCUGAAAAGGCUGAAUCUUGAGGCCACGGCGGAGAAUGGGUAGUGAGGGAAAGGUUCAAAGAGGGACAGGGAGUUCGUUCCACUGCUGGGGAGCUAGCGAUGAUGUGAUGAAGUAUAUACUCAAGUACGAUGGAUACAGCUAAUUAUGGCAGUCCUAAGUAUUCUGGGUUCAGGCUCCAUAAUCGUCUAUGCAGCUAUCCAGAACCUGAUAAGGACACCUGAGGUGCAGCCCCUGUUCCUGCUGAGUGUGACGGACCUGCUGCUCAGCUUCAGCUGGCUGGUCGGAGCAGUGCUCUUCUCCCAUGUCUGUGAGGGACAUGCCACCUGCUACAACCUGAACACCAUCCAACAGAUAUUCUACUUGUCCUCGUUCUUCUACACGCUGAACUACAUCUGGGUUCUCUACACGGGCCUGAAGGAGAAGUACCACGGUCAUCAGGGUGGCUACAACACUCAGAUUCCCAGGAGUGCGAGCUCGUUCAGAAGCAUCGUAGCUGUCCUGUCAUGUCUGCUACCAGUGAUGCUGAUGGUGCCGGUGUUUGCCGUGGUGAACUUGGAGCACUGCUACACCAAUUUCAGCCGGCCCUACAAGUGUCUCCUGAUGCACACCGGCCCGCUGUACCCCUCCCCCGGCAACCGGACGGUCAGCGGCGCCUGCUACGGCAUCUACGUCUACGGCACCGCCGUCUUCCUCUCCGCGUUCCUCCUCACCUUCCUGGGCAUCGUGGUGCUCAUGGGAAAGGCGCGGGCCCUGUACAAGCGCUGUGCCACCUCCAACGGGUUCCUGGGCGAGCGGCAGUGGGAGGUGCUGCGGUUUCUGGAGAGGCGCAUGCUGCUGUACCCCUCCGCCUUCUUCUUCUGCUGGGGCCCAGCCAUCAUCCUCGCCAUCAUCAUCCUCAGUGACCGAGACGCAGUGCAAGGAGCCCUGGGCUACGCGCUCUACAUAUUACAGGCGCUCACCUCGGGCUCGCAGGGCCUGCUGAACUGCCUGGUGUACGGCUGGACGCAGCGGCGCUUCCGGCGGCUCCGGCGGCCGAGCAGCGGCGACGUGCGGCACGCCGACACGCAGACGCCGCUGCUGCGCGCGCAGAAGAGCGCCUACUCCACCCUGCGCUAGGGAGCGGUCGCUAGGGCGACGCCACGGCAACUCCACGGCGACGCCACGGCAACACACAGCAUCCCCCCCCCCCCCCCCCCCCCCCUUCCCCUCCCAAAGGACUCUGGGACCGACUGACCACUCGCUAGGUUGCCACAGGUCUGAGGAGCCGGCCUCGUCUUUGAGGGCGGAGCCUCUUCUUAAAGGGGCGGCAUCGCCUAGGCGCCGGCUGCGGCGCUAGGGAAACUGCUACAUCACCGUGGGGACCGCCGGCGGGAGCCGAGCCAGACUGCGGGGGAAUCACAGAGAAAGGGAAAAAAAAAGAGAAUCACCGCGCAAACAGGAUAUGAGAGUGCACCUGGCAACCCGUGCCAAAACUUCGUUAUUGCGGUGCCUGCCUUUGAGGGCUGUAGUCUCAUAGUCAUCGUAAGACCGAGAAGCUGUAUGAUUACUUUUUAUUUUAUUUUAUUUAGACGUUUAUAAUCGAGGAUGCAUAUGAACAGUGUCUUGUUACAUGGGGGGGAGAGGAAGCUGGUCCAUUCCUGCGUAGUUUUUAUUUUUUUUUAAAUAGACGGUUCUUUUGAAGAGUGGGAUUCAGUUUUCUCCCUCUGUGAUUGCAAGGGACUUUUUACUGAUUGUUUCUGGACAUCCCUUAGAUGUGUCAACACGCCUGUGUGUUGACACAAAAGAGGAACCACAGCCCACGUUAUUUCUAAUAUUGCGCAGGCCUUGCCGGCUACCGCUAGCAUUGCUAGCCUUGCUAGCCUGAGCAGCACAAGACUUUGCCUUGCUAGCUACCACUAGCCUACGCCCGCGCACGCUGCUAUGCGCUCGAGUGCGUGCUUUCAGAGUCCGCGACCCUGUAAAAUUUGGGCCUCGGUCACAGCAGGACGGAGGAGGGAACUGGGUCGUCCCGCCUCGUUGUGGUAGAGCAAUUUGGGAAGGGAUGCAAGCUUUUUUGUUUGCCCCCAGACCGUGGUCGCUAACCCAGUUUAGCACAAGCUGCCACUUUGACCCGUUUUCAGAAAACUGACCUGUAUCGUUGCCAUACAAAAAAAAAAAAAAAUUCAUAAAUAAACUGAAUGUCUUUGAUUCGUGUUUCCAAAUGUGUGCUGAAUAUGACUGUGGACAGACCGCUAUUGUCCUAGUUCAGUCACAGUGAUGUGCUUGAUUUAACAUUGUUUGUGUUUGUCCUUCCAUCUGACCGUUAUGUAGAGACUGUAUGAACUGCGCUCUCAAGUUGUUACUUGCAAUUUUGUUUUUAAUUUUAUUAUAUUUUAUUUGACGAGACAAUGAAUGAAUUGAAUCUUUUGCAGCAGCAGCCAUCUCACAAAUAUGAUACAAGCCAGUGGUGGCACAUUUAUUGACGUUUUUAAACCACCAAAAUAAAAUUUUGUCAUUGCUUUUCUAAGAAUGAAA